Caenorhabditis remanei is the source of this 2694-nucleotide messenger RNA. RefSeq lists its product as uncharacterized. Lineage: Eukaryota; Metazoa; Nematoda; Chromadorea; Rhabditida; Rhabditidae. Gene Ontology annotation, molecular function: DNA-binding transcription factor activity; sequence-specific DNA binding; zinc ion binding. The transcript has 15 exons. Bases 1 to 2694 code for a protein of 897 amino acids. Gene Ontology annotation, biological process: regulation of DNA-templated transcription. The record is from RefSeq and is a predicted model, not a curated record.
AUGAGAUAUGAAGCAUAUCGAAUGGCUGGAAAUGAUGAGUUGUGUGCGAUUGCGUAUAGGAGAUUGAUUGCGGCUAUUGAUUGGGUGGAGAGCUUAUCGCCAUUGUUGGGACACUUAACGGUGGAUGAUAAGAUAGCACUCAUCAAAUCCUCCUUCGCUCCCCUUAUGGUCUUCAACUUCUGCGCCAGGACCGCUGAAGCCUGCCAAGACGAAAACGUGUUAUGCCUCUGUAAUUUUGCAUAUGUACCGAGAAAUAUCUCUAAACUAUAUAAAGACACAUAUCAUCUUGGAAACGGGCUUGUCGAACGGGCGCUCAAUGAACUCGUAGCGGUUUACAGGGAGUAUGGAAUGAGAGAAGAGGAAAUAGUCUGUGUGAAUGCAAUGAUUUGUUUGAAUCCCCUGGCGAAGGAUGUGUCGGAUUCACUUUUUGAGAAGAUAGUGGAGUUGAGAAAUCGAAUAGCGGAUUGCUUGUUUUCAAUUGUCAAGGAAGUUAGGUUAAGCCCCACACCGAAUGUUUGCUAUGGUCAUAUUCUGUUGUCAUUGGCUACUGUUACGGAGCUAGCCAACGCGAUGAGCGAGAAUCUCCAAUUCGCUCAAACCUUUUCGAAUCAAGGUGAAAUUCCUCUGUUGACUGAUCUGUUUGGAUGCUUCACUGUUGAACCAUUCUUCAAGGAAGUCGAUGAGUUGGCAGCGUUGAGUCUGGAAAAGGCGUUGACUGAGAAGCAAGAAAUUAGUACGCAGACUGAUCGGGUACCACCCCCGAGGGCUUUGCUGAAACGGCAAGCAACAAUAGACGAAGAGAGUGAAGAACCUGCUCGACAGAACUUCCGACUUUUACAACCACCGAACAAUUUCUAUAUUACGGAAAUGUUGGAUGAUUUGAGAGCACCCUCCUCCUCAAUUUCCCUCUCCUCACCAGAUGAAUACCAUCCCACCAGCACUGCACCAAUGAACAAUCACGCCGAGAAUCAUCUGAUGGGACUGAAUUAUGACGCCUCUACGAUACAGAAUGGUGUGAGCAGUAAUGGAGUUGCUCAUCCUCCUACUGUACCAACAGUACCACCGGUCGCUGCAAGACCAGUCUAUGAUCAGCAACCAUCGUGCUCCAAUCAGAAUCCGUCUACAUUUUAUAAUUUCCCCCCUCCACCCGGUUACCCACCUCUUAACGCUGGUUAUACUCCAAAUAUCAACUAUCCUCAACUCUAUCAACAACCCCAAUAUUACAAUUUUCCCGCUCAAAAUGUCUGCGGAGCCGAAAAAGCCGCCCACCACUAUGGUGCUCUCAGCUGUGUCGGAUGUAAAGGAUUUUUCCGUCGAGCACUUCUCAAGGCGGAUCAGUUGGAAUGUGCGGCGAAUGGAGAGUGUACAGUUAGUGUUUUGCAAAAAAUCCAAUGUAGGAGUUGUCGAUUCAACAAGUGCCUUCGAGAAGGGAUGAAUCCUGCUUUUGUCCGCCCAAACCGAGACGCUCCUCCAAAACCACGAAAACCCGCAACUACCGUAGCCUCAUGUGACCUAACUGAUCAUGGCAGGACCACAAAAACACGUGAGGAAUGGAUGAAGAAGAUGACAGUUGAGAUGAGAACUAUACUCAUGACUUUGUUGAAUAUUGAGACAAAAGUAAUGAAAGGAGACACUCAGCAGGAGGCAUCGAAGUUAUAUCCACUCAAAGGGAUUGAUAAAUUGAGGGAUAUUGUGGAGACACCGAUUAGUUUGAAGGGGAAACGAACGGAAAUGAGAUAUGAAGCAUAUCGAAUGGCUGGAAAUGAUGAGUUGUGUGCGAUUGCGUAUAGGAGAUUGAUUGCGGCUAUCGAUUGGGUGGAGAGCUUGUCACCGUUGUUGGGGCACUUAACGGUGGAUGAUAAGAUAGCACUCAUCAAAUCUUCCUUCGCUCCCCUAAUGGUCUUCAACUUCUGCGCCAGGACCGCUGAAGCCUGCCAAGACGAAAACGUGUUAUGCCUCUGUAAUUUUGCAUAUGUACCGAGAAAUAUCUCUAAACUAUAUGAAGAUACAUACCAUCUUGGAAACGGGCUUGUCGAACGGGCGCUCAAUGAACUCGUAGCGGUUUACAGGGAGUAUGGAAUGAGAGAAGAGGAAAUAGUCUGUGUGAAUGCAAUGAUUUGUUUGAAUCCCCUGGCGAAGGAUGUGUCGGAUUCACUUUUUGAGAAAAUAGUGGAGUUGAGAAAUCGAAUAGCGGAUUGCUUGUUUUCAAUUGUCAAGGAAGUUAGGUUAAGCCCCACACCGAAUGUUUGCUAUGGGCAUAUUCUGUUGUCAUUGGCAACUGUUACGGAACUAGCCAACGCGAUGAGCGAGAAUCUCCAAUUCGCUCAAACAUUUUCGAAUCAAGGUGAAAUUCCUCUGUUGACUGAUCUGUUCGGAUGCUUCACGGUUGAACCAUUCUUCAAGGAAGUCGAUGAGUUGGCAGCGUUGAGUCUGGAAAAGGCGUUGACUGAAAAGAAGGAAAUUAGUACCCAGACUGAUCGAGUUCCACCUCCGAGGGCUUUGUUGAAACGGCAAGCAACAAUAGACGAGGAGAGUGAAGAACCUGCCCGACAGAACUUCCGACUUUUACAACCACCGAACAAUUUCUAUAUUACGGAAAUGUUGGAUGAUUUGAGAUUUCAUUUAACCGAGAAAUCGAAUAGCGGAUUGCGUGAUUUCAAUUUUCAAGAAAGUUUUGUUAAGCCCAACACCUAA